Molecule: messenger RNA, 617 nt
Organism: Schizophyllum commune H4-8
Lineage: Eukaryota; Fungi; Basidiomycota; Agaricomycetes; Agaricales; Schizophyllaceae
Product: DUF1742-domain-containing protein
Exons: 3
Coding region: 14-595 (193 amino acids)
Biological process (GO): vacuolar transport
Cellular component (GO): endosome
Source: RefSeq, a predicted model, not a curated record
CUUGACCAGAACCAUGUCGUUUGAUAACGUGUACUACAAGCGGGCAGUGGCGACGGCGAAGGGGUGCUAUGUCUGCUAUAAACCCACGACAACAGUGUUGGCCACAAUCAACACGACGGACUUCCUAUACACUUGUCCGGCGCAUCUAACCGACCCGAACUUCGCCACCCAACUCCAGAGCACGCCGAGUGCCUCGAAAGGUGCUGUGAGCGCGGAAGAGAUCGCAAGGGUAAAGGCGGAGUACGAAGAGAAGCAAAAACGCAAGCAGCAGAAGGAUGGAAAGGCAAAGGAGGGGGAUAAGCCAACGGCCGAGUCCGGGUCGUUCUUUGGGUUAUUCAAAGGAGGAGGAGGGGAGAGCGCUGAAAAGGACAAGGACAAGGAGAAGAAGGACGAUUCCAAAGCCAGUACACCAGCGCCACCGGGAGGGUUGCCAUCGACGCCGCCUGCACCCGCAACACCCGCGCACCAACGAUAUGCUUUGCAUCGAGACUUCUUUGCCAUGCGCCAAGCGGAGCAUCGUAAAAGACGACAAGCUGCUCAAGCCAAAGAGCUUGCGCCACGAUUGCCACAUGCGCCGAUGGGAAGUACUUCGUAGGGAUCGGGUUGGGGGAGGUUGG